AGGUGUUUCAGCGUCACUGUCAGGUGCGAGCACAUUUUUCUUCAUCGUUGCCUCGUGUCACCACUUCCAGCAACGCUGCUGAUUGUUCGGCACUCCUUCCCCAUCCGACAUGCCUACCAAAGUUCACAUCCUCUGCACGGGCAACUCCUGCCGCAGCCACAUGGCCGAGGGCAUCCUCCGUGCCGCGGCCGGCGAUCUAAUCGAAGUGCACAGCGCAGGCUCCAAGCCAGCCGGCUUUGUCCACCCGAAGGCGAUCCAGGUCCUCGAGGAGAUCGGCAUCGACAUCAGCAAGCACACCUCCAAGCACCUCGACACCUUCCUGCGCGCGAGCGACCCAGUCACGACCGUCAUCACCGUCUGCGGCAACGUUGACCAGGUCUUCCCGUUCUUCCCCGGCCAGGUCAGCUGUCACCACUGGGGCUUCGACGACCCUGCGCACGCCCAAGGAAGUGACGAGCAGGUGCUGGCAGAGUUUCGCCGCGUGCGAGACGAGAUCCGCCGUGUGGUCGAGGCGUACGCAGCGGGGUUGCGGGACAGGAGCGCUGGCGAACAGAAGUAG
Messenger RNA from Microdochium trichocladiopsis, 559 nucleotides. RefSeq names its product protein tyrosine phosphatase. The record is from RefSeq and is a predicted model, not a curated record. Lineage: Eukaryota; Fungi; Ascomycota; Sordariomycetes; Xylariales; Microdochiaceae. The transcript has a single exon. Bases 110 to 559 code for a protein of 149 amino acids.